AUGAUGGACAUCCUCCAUACGUACCUCCCGCCCGCGACGCGCCCGCGGCCCCCUCGAGGCUACCCUCCGUACGUCUGGACGAUCCCUACGCCGACCUACUUUCGCUUCCUCCGCUACCAUAUUAACCGGUUCGCCCUCGGCUUCGAGCUCGUCUACGCCCGCGCGCUCCCCUACGCGACUACUAACUCGGCCCUGCGAGACCUAUACGUCCGCCGCGGUGGUGCCGUCCGUGACUUCUUCGACUACGAGCGGCGACUCGACCUCGCCCUCCGUCUCCUCGAGGAAUACGUCGACUACUUUCGGAUCGACACCCUCUAUACGGUCGAGCACGACAUCCUCCCCGACUACGUCGAGGAGGCCCUACAGAGCCCGGGCCCCUUCUACCACGAAUACUUUCGCCGCAUUAUGUCGACUAAGCGUAUCUAUACCGUCACCGGCAAUAAAUCCGACUUUAAGGACCCCCGCCGACUCGUGCAGUACCUCUUCGACUGGGACGACGAGUUCGUCCGGCUCUACUGGGACUAG
This is a messenger RNA of Fonsecaea pedrosoi CBS 271.37, 525 nucleotides long. RefSeq lists its product as uncharacterized. The coding region runs from base 1 to 525 and encodes 174 amino acids. The transcript is spliced from 3 exons. Lineage: Eukaryota; Fungi; Ascomycota; Eurotiomycetes; Chaetothyriales; Herpotrichiellaceae. The record is from RefSeq and is a predicted model, not a curated record.